Messenger RNA from Eremothecium gossypii ATCC 10895, 213 nucleotides. It is a transcript of the gene RPC10, whose product is annotated as DNA-directed RNA polymerase core subunit RPC10. The transcript has a single exon. The record is from RefSeq and is marked provisional. Gene Ontology annotation, cellular component: RNA polymerase I complex; RNA polymerase II, core complex; RNA polymerase III complex. Gene Ontology annotation, molecular function: zinc ion binding; DNA-directed RNA polymerase activity; DNA binding. Gene Ontology annotation, biological process: DNA-templated transcription. The coding region runs from base 1 to 213 and encodes 70 amino acids. Lineage: Eukaryota; Fungi; Ascomycota; Saccharomycetes; Saccharomycetales; Saccharomycetaceae.
AUGUCCCGCGAAGGCUUCCAAAUCCCGACGAAUCUAGACGCGGCUGCCGCCGGUACCGCCCAGGCGCGCACUGCGACCCUCAAGUACAUCUGCGCGGAGUGCUCCGGCAAGCUCUCGCUGUCCAGGACCGACCCGGUGCGCUGCAAGAACUGCGGCCACCGCAUCCUGCUCAAGGCCCGCACCAAGCGCAUGGUGCAGUUCGAGGCCAGGUGA